Messenger RNA from Ictidomys tridecemlineatus (thirteen-lined ground squirrel), 2160 nucleotides. RefSeq names its product chromosome 1 C5orf15 homolog (gene C1H5orf15). NCBI's taxonomy places the organism in Eukaryota, Metazoa, Chordata, Mammalia, Rodentia, Sciuridae. The record is from RefSeq and is a predicted model, not a curated record.
UGACGUCAUGACGUAAGCCUAGCAACAGCGCAGGCUCCCGGCCGAGUCCGUUAUGGCCGCAGCCGCCUUGGGGAGGAUGAGGGGGGCCUCGCAAGUGAACCAGCUUUCCGGGCCCGGCAUUCAGAUCCCCGGAGGGCUGGCGUGGAUACUGGUCCUCGUGCUCCUGCUGGCGUCCGCCAUGUCCACUGCUCCAUCACCAACAGAUUCACCGGGCCAAACUGUACAAAGCUCACAUAUUUCUACUUCAAAUAUGAAAGCUGUAACACAAGAAAACCUGAUCAAAUCUUCUAUUUCCCAUAUUAGUACCACUCUCCCUCCUGCAACCAGUACAGAGAAAAGUGGAAGAGCAUCUGCAGCCCCCCAUCCCUCCCCUACCACUUCUCUGUCCCAAGAGGAAGCUGAUAACAAUGAAGAUCCGAGCAUAGAGGAGGAGGAUCUUCUCGCACUGAAUAGUUCUCCAUCUACAGCCAAAGACACUAUGGACAAUGGAGAUUAUGGAGAAUCAGACUAUGACUGGACCACCAGCCCCAGGGAUGAGUCCGAUGAGACUUUAGAAGAAAACAGGGGUUACAUGGAAAUUGAACAGUCAGUGAAAUCUUUUAAGGCCCCAUCCUCAAAUGUUGAAGAGGAAGACAGCCAUUUCUUUUUUCAUCUUAUUAUUUUUGCUUUCUGUAUUGCAAUUGUUUAUGUUACAUAUCACAAUAAAAGGAAGAUUUUCCUCCUAGUUCAAAGCAGGAAAUGGCGUGAUGGCCUUUGUUCCAAAACAGUGGAAUAUCAUCGUCUAGACCAGAACGUUAAUGAGGCCAUGCCUUCUCUGAAGAUUACCAAUGAUUAUAUUUUUUAAAGCACUGUGAUUUGAGUUUGCUCAUUAUAUAAUUUUAUUUGCUUGACUUUUUAUAUGAUAUUGUGCAGUUGUUUGCCAUAGGCAGUUGGUACUUAAAUGAGAGGCGCAUUUCUCUCUUUUGCCUUGGUGCUUUGGAAAUUGAAUGUCACAAACAGGGAGUAUAUGAUUUUUAAAUCUACAUUUUUAGAGCUGAAUUCAAUCAGGUGUUGUCUGAAAUGUGAGUUAAGCAUUACCUUACAUUUACACUGGUAGUUUUUGUUAUUUUCCAUUCAUUGUACUUGUUCUGGAAGUAAUGCUACUUUUAAAGAUCCCAGACUUGUAACUAAAUUCUAACAUAGUUAGUACUAUUGACUUAGAGUCAUUCUCUGCCAUCCAGGUACUAUUUUUUAAAGACACAUUACUUUGCAGUCCCAAACCAAAAGGUGCAAGGGUAUAUGUAAUAGUACUUUGCAUUCAAGUAAUACACUUUUUUCUCUAAAAGAAAAUUGCUUUGUGUAUUUUAGGCAAUUAAAAUACAGUUUAAGAUAAUGAGACUGCUCAAUCCCACUAAAGUUUUAGGUAGCAUAUUAAAUGUGUCUAAAAAUUCUGGCAGAAGAGACUGAAUUUUCAGUGAUUGUAGAUAAAAUAUUAUAUAGAUAUCAUUUUUGGUUUGAAUUAUUGAAUUAAAUUGUAGGUAGAAAUUGGUAAAAUGUUAAAUAGACGAAGAAUUACUUUUAGUUAGCAGUUGAUUGUACCACAGGUUCCUCAAAAAUUUCAAGCAGUGGGCAGAGUUUAAAAUUAUAUCAUUUGUUCAUUUUGGUUUUUAUUGUAUAGUAAGUUUGAGUAAAUUUUAGGGCCCAUUAUCACUUAAAUAAGACUGUAUCUCAGUCUUUCAAAAUAAAAUUAUGCCUGAAUGAAAUUAUUUGUAAUUAUUUGAAAUUAUUUCUUGUUUAUUUUUUAUAGCAACUGGAAGUUAUUUACUGUAUUUCCUUUGAGUCUGUCUUUCUAUCACAAAGAAUUGAUCAGUAUGUAAAUAAGUGAUUUGAACCAUGUUUGACUUACAAGUGUCACUACAACUUUUCAGAAAGAAUCACCUCUACUAUGUGUUAAACAAGGCCCGGGCGAGCCACAGUCAUGUGCUUUGUGUAGAGAUGGAAGAAGCAGCACCGUCCAUCCUUCCUCUCGGCUGGACACUUGACUGCCCCAAUGAGGAAAGGAAGCACAAUGGAAAUACACCCAAACUGUUUUAUUGCAGUAAUUUUUUUCAUAUUUGAAAUUGUAUUAUUUAAUAUUUUGAAUAAGAUUUUAAAAAAUAAAUCCAAGAUAUAAUUCCAUGA